Messenger RNA from Struthio camelus australis, 5230 nucleotides. Lineage: Eukaryota; Metazoa; Chordata; Aves; Struthioniformes; Struthionidae. The record is from RefSeq and is a predicted model, not a curated record.
CCCAACCUGCCCGUGCCACCACAACUGGUAAAUGGACAUGACAACCACAGCAAAAAAAAACGAAUGCGGAGCUUUUUCUGGAAAACCAUCCCCGAAGAGCAAGUCCGUGGUAAAACCAAUAUCUGGACAAUUGCUGCAAGACCGCAGUAUCAGAUCGAUACAAAGACGAUUGAGGAACUCUUUGGGCAGCAGGAAGAAACCAAGCCCCAAGACCCCAGAAGUCGAUCUUUAAAGUCUUCAUUUAAAGAGACUAAAGAAGAGAUUUCCAUUCUGGAUGCGAAAAGAAGUAUGAAUAUUGGGAUAUUUCUCAAACAAUUCAAAAAGUCUGCUGAAUCCAUCAUUGAAGAUAUUUAUCAUGGAAGAAGUGAGCCCUAUGGUUCUGAAUUGCUGCAUGAAUUUCUUAAAUUAUUACCAGAAGCAGAGGAGGUAAAGAAAUUUAAAGCCUUUGAUGGAGAUGUAUCAAAACUGUCUCAAACCGAUUCCUUCAUGUAUUUACUCAUCCAGGUGCCAAACUAUACUCUUAGGAUUGAAGCCAUGGUUCUAGAGAGGGAGUUCUCACCCUCCUGUGCUUCACUACAAGAUGACAUGAAAAUUAUAAGACGGGCAACAAAAGAGUUAAUGACUUGUGAGGAACUGCAUUCCAUAUUGCACUUGGUCCUUCAGGCUGGGAAUAUUAUGAAUGCGGGAGGUUAUGCUGGCAAUGCUGUUGGAUUUAAACUGUCAUCACUGCUUAAGCUGGCGGACACAAAAGCAAACAAACCUGGAAUGAGUCUGCUGCAUUUUGUUGCUCUGGAAGCCCAAAAGAAAGAUGCUGCUCUUCUCAACUUUUCAGAAAAAAUUAAGGAUGUUCAUGAUGCUGCCAGGUUAUCCAUUGAUAAUAUAGAAGCCGAACUCCACUCACUGUCUUUCAAGGCAAGAUCUGUUAAAGACAGUAUUCGUCGAGACGCCAAACUCUUUCACCAGUUGGAAAACUUUCUUCAGUUUGCUAUAAGACAUCUAAACGAGCUUGAACACCAGAAACGAGAAUUACAGAAGGAGGGGAAUGCUCUCAUUGACUUUUUCUGUGAAGACAAAGAAACUAUGAAGUUGGACGAAUGUUUCCAGAUAUUUAGGGACUUCUGUAUAAGGUUCGACAAGGCUGUCAAGGAAAAUAGGGAACGAGAGAUCCAGGAACUUCAUCAUCUGCAGAGGCGAAAGGAGCUGGAGGAGAAGCGUCGGUCCUGGGCAGCUGGAGAGCUUGGGAGCUUUGGGCGAAGCAGCAGUGAAAAUGAUGUAGAGAUGUUGGCCAAAAAAGGACUUGAAGAAUUUCUUCCCUUCUUGCAGCAGAGACCUCAAAGUCCUUCCUACAGAAACCCCAAUUCCAGACGAUCUCGACUUUCUCUAGGCAUUACUGCAGACAGGGAACUGCAGAGUUUCCUGGAGAUCUCAAAGGAUGAGGAUCCAAACAAGUUUAACAGCCUUCCCCGUGCAAACACCCGACAAGCAAGACCCAAUGUAGCUUGGACUGAAUCCAAAGAUAGUAGAGAUCUCAAUUUAAAUACCUUGCACUUACACCAACAGUCUGAAACCAAACUGAAAAGUGGUGACCUACUGCAGUUGCCUCCAGCUCAGUCCAGUCACUUUGGUGGCUCGACUGGUCCUGGUGCCCGUUAUUCACAGAGGAGCACUGACUACAGCGUGCGGGCUUCCAGUGUGUCUUGCGAGGAGUCCCCAGAUAUAAAUGCUCUGGCCCUUGCAAUUGAGGAGCAUGAACUCGUUAAAGGAUUACGUAAGUUCAAUAUUCAAGGCACAAAGCCUGCAGAAGACACACCUUUAAUUUAUUUAGAGGAUGCUGGUGGAACAGACUUGGAGACCCUAGAUGAUCUAAGCUUGCAUUCCCUCAGCACAGCUGAUGACGACCUGCCUCCAGCUUGCAGAAGUUCCAAAGAGGCUCGUGACCAUAAAGCCAAGGCAGUGAGUUACAAGAGUGAAACUUCAGAGCCUGGCAGCAGCAGUCUUGUGUCUAUGGAUACAAGUGUUUCUGGAAGUAGAGAAGAUGGGCCGAUGUUCUAUGUGUCAGAUACUACCACUGACUGUUCUUUGACAUUGGACUCUUCAGAAGGAAAUGAUUUUAAAUCAGCAGGCAAGGAAAUAAAGAACAAGUCUGGCAAAGCACACUCUUCUAUGAAUGAUGAUCAGUACGGGGCUAGAACACUCUUCUCAAACCUGAAUUCUGCUUCUGUGAAGGAUCUGUCACUUCACGCUUCUGCAAAUGAUAAGGAUGAUGCCAAUAGCAAGCACGCCCUCUCUAAAGAAAAGCCCUUAAAAAGCAAAGAUGCAGUAGGACCAAAGAGAAACUCUCUAAAAGAUAGAUCUCCAAGUUCCUCAAAAUCCAGUGGCGCUCGCCCUAGCCACGCAGCUCCUUCUAGACCCAUAAGAACAUUGAAUGCCUCUGAGAAUGAAAGUAUGAGGAAAGUGGUACCUAUUUCCCGGUCAAACAAAGCACCAAGCAGUGUGAAAAAGCCGGAAGCCAAGCCGGCACUUCGUGAAACUAGUUCUGUGGAAACUCGACUCUCGCGGCGCAGCUCUGUCCGAGGCACGACAGACACACUGCCGAGAAGUCCUUACAGGCAUAGCAUGUCAGUAGAAGAGCCAAAGUUGCAAAGGGGAACUUUCACCUCAAGCAGUGCCCAUUUUGAGAGGGACAGAGUGUCUCUCAGGAAGCCAAGCUCUAAACCUGUCAGGAGUACCGUCAAAUCAAAGACAGAUGAAACAAAGAUAUGUCGCUCCACUGUAAAACCCCAGACCCCUACAGAUGACACCAAGGUUGCCACAGUCAUUGCUCCCAAGGCCCCAUCCUCUGUCCCAAACUUCGCAAGGAACACAGUGGCUUCUUCUUCAAAGCGUGCAAAAGUGGAUCUAUCCAGCUCGUCCAAACCUCCACCCAUCACAAGGUCUGUGUCCCAGAGGCUGCCGAAAACAAAGGCAGCAGUGACUUUGGAUGAUUCGAAUCCAAAGGAAAACAGUGGGAGUACUCUAAAGAGAGCAAGUAGUGCCAGGGUUGUUGGAAGAGGCAUCCUUCAAGGAGAUGCUGUCAGCACUAAAGUGGAGCCUGCGUCAAAGGAACAGGGUACAGUGGAGAAGUCUUCUCUUAAACUCAAAGAUGCAAACCGGACCACAAUAGGUAAAAUACUGAAGCCAUUACUGAAAUAAGAGUUUGGAAGAGGGUUUUUUUGUUUGUUUUUUUGUCUUGGAAUGUGAACACUUGUUUAAGCACUGGAUGCCUGUGUCAUGAAAUACCGUAAAACAGUAAUAUUGCUGAUACACAUCAUCAUGUACUCAUCAAAGAACCGCACACCAUUGGAAAAGGGCAACCAAUAGUGUUCUGGUCUAAAUCCUUUUGUAUAAAUUUGAAUGUAUUUGAAGCUACUGUGAUGGAAUACAAAUGUAGCAACACAUCUUUGCGCAUUUGUGAUGUAGUAGGUCACCAAAAGCCAAAAACUUAUAAGGAAGCUAAACUACAAGAUGAAAUGCUUUGUGGCAGAAAACGUGGGUUAAGGCCAGUUUUUGUGCAUAUACAAUUCUUCCUUUUCUAAGACUCAAGCGUUUGUACUGGUUGGUCCCUUACUUGAUGUCAAAGUGAAUCCUGUGGAACAGUAUCAAAAAUGAACUUAGGUGAUUGUGCUUUUUGUUGCUCUUAAUUCCUCGGAUUCAGGACCUCUUUUUGCCUGUUGCAAAGUCCAUUGCUGGCAAUUGGACAGACUGGGAACUGCUGGCCAAAAAAUAGCGAAAUGGGACAUUUGCUGUUUGUGGCUGUCUUUAAUCUUACUGAAGAAUUUAUAGCAUGUUUUAUGAAUGUAUGUGUGUCUGGAUAAAAUUUUCUGCUGGGCAGGAAGUUUAUUUUCCAGGAAUGUGGCAGCAUUGUCUUGCAUGCACAAAUAGUUAUGAGUGGUGCUGCAUCGAGUAGCACGGCUGGAGGCUCUGCCUGUUGGAAGGGCUGCGGUUGCCAUUGGGAUGAUGACUACUCCUAAUCUGACUGUUUCAGUCGCAAGCAAACUUAUCAGCUUUUCAUCAUACAGAAGUGCCAUAUAUUUAUGAUACAUAUCAAGGAUGUGUGCAGUUCAACUCUUGAAGGCUGCAAUGUAGUGCAGAGCACUUUUAUUACCAUUCCAUGUUUCCACUGGUUUAUCUACUACCAGUUUACUUGAAUGUUGCAAUGGCUCUGAGCAAGCCAUCGGUUUCCCUGCCUCCUCCUCCUCUCCUUGUCAACACAAAUAUUUAGCAUGAAACACAUAGUUUACGCAUGGCAAUGUUUUUGUGGACUUCCUUGGUUGCUUCAAAUGUGGUUUUUAAUGUUUAAAGAUUCUGAAGGAUGAAUUAAACUAGUAUUUGAUAAGCAUUUUACAAAAUAAAAACACCUUUUUCCUGCAGAUACAAAUUUUAACAUCCUGUCAGACUAAGGUACAGGGAAUGAGGGAAAACUUGUUCAGCAUGCUAUGCACCUUCUCAAGAGAAAUGUAUGUAGGCGGGGGGAACUGAUCACUGUUCUCCUAAACAUCUGAAUUAAAGAGUUGCCUUUUUAUUCACUUAUGAGUGAAGCCUCAUUUAAGAAUAAAAUAAAAAAUGAAAGGAAAAUCUAUUUGGACAAGUGGUAUUGACUUACUAGUAACAGAUCUGCUUGUCUGCUCUAUCCCUCAGUGCUAGGAGUGUGUAAUUCAAUGAGAAUGAGCCACUUAAUUGCUCACAUGCUUCUCAUGGGCUAGUAUAAGGGACAGCCAGCUUUGUGUCUCGAAUUUGGCAAUGAGCCCUUAGCUCUUCCUAUGUACCAGCAAAUGUUGAUGCAGGCAUCAUACCCAAACACCAUAAAGUAUUACACAGGGCCUCUUAUUUGAGUCUGUCUCACAGGGAGAAUUUAUAUGGCCCACUGCGAGGCAAGGGUGAACUUUUGCUUUAAAUCUUACAAGCUUUUGGAUACUGCCUCCCUUGUGGAUUAAAUACAAAAGCAUUUCCCUUCUCCCUAUUUGUAUCUGUGUGUAUGCGCAUCUGCAAGAGCAGGUGAUUGACUUUUUUCCUUUUUUUAAAAAAAAAAAAAAGCUUUUAUUGGUAGCAAGCUUGAAAAAUAAUUUAAAUGUGUUUGGAAUAUGUAAAUAAAUUUCUAUAAAUCUGUGUAAAAGAAAACUGAAUGUAUUUAAUAGAACAUUUAUACAUUUCGGAGUAACUUGGUAGUUUAAUAAACUUCCCAUUUACUGGG